This is a messenger RNA of Acomys russatus (golden spiny mouse), 628 nucleotides long. RefSeq names its product FLYWCH family member 2 (gene Flywch2). NCBI's taxonomy places the organism in Eukaryota, Metazoa, Chordata, Mammalia, Rodentia, Muridae. The coding region runs from base 103 to 525 and encodes 140 amino acids. The transcript has 2 exons. The record is from RefSeq and is a predicted model, not a curated record.
GAGCUCUGAACUCCCAGGUGCCUGACCAGGGAGGAGGAGGAAAAGGAGAGACCUAUCUGCCAGGGCUGAGGGUGGCCCAAGAGCCAGGCUGUUGGUCCUGGAAUGCCCCAGCCCAAGCCCAGUGAGCAGGAGGGUGAGAGCAUGAAGGCCGACCAGGAGCCAGCUCCCCAGCCUGGCACAGAUGUGGUGCCAGCAGCCCCCAGGAAGCCCAGAAAAUUCUCCAAACUGGUCCUGCUGACAGCCUCCAAAGACAGCGCCAAAGUGGCUGGGGCCAAGCGCAAAGGAGUGCAUUGCAUCAUGUCCCUGGGAGUGCCAGGCCCUGCCACCUUGGCCAAGGCCCUCCUCAAGACUCAUCCUGAGGCUCAACGGGCCAUUGAAGCAGCCCCCCAGGAGCCUGAGCAGAAGCGCAGCAAGCCAGACCCGGAUGCAGAUAGCACAGAAGACGAAGACUCAUCGGGGGUGUCUUCUUCAAGUUCUGAGGAGGACACCAAUGGGCUCCCCAAUGCACCCAGCACUUCCCCAUAAUCUUGGCAGCUGCUGCAGUGAGAGCUGCUGGCUCUAUAGGUUACUUUUGUAAGCAAGAAAUAAAAGAAGAGAGAGAGAAAAUAAAAGAAGCUGUAUGCUAUUU